GUUACCUGUCCAAAGUGUUGAGGAACUACAGCGAGGAGGCCUGUGACGGAGACUUUCUGUCCGUUCGCUGCCCGCCCCGCACCACCAUCACCGUCCAAUCAGCUUUCUACGGGAGGAAAGGAGCCUCCGACCCCAAACAGUGCCCUCAGAGCUACCAGGCCCUCUUUAGUUCUUAUAACCCGCGGGACGAUGACCGAUAUUGUUCUGUGUCCACAGCACUACAGAAAAUGCUGGACGAGUGCCAAGACAGAAGGAGUUGUCAAGUCCUUGUCAACAGCCGCGUGUUCGGGACGGACCAGUGUCCCGGCAGCAGCAAAUACCUCAUUGUCUGGUACAAAUGCAGACCUA
Molecule: messenger RNA, 348 nt
Organism: Notothenia coriiceps (black rockcod)
Lineage: Eukaryota; Metazoa; Chordata; Actinopteri; Perciformes; Nototheniidae
Product: protein eva-1 homolog C-like
Exons: 2
Molecular function (GO): carbohydrate binding
Source: RefSeq, a predicted model, not a curated record